Molecule: messenger RNA, 1034 nt
Organism: Suillus bovinus
Lineage: Eukaryota; Fungi; Basidiomycota; Agaricomycetes; Boletales; Suillaceae
Product: P-loop containing nucleoside triphosphate hydrolase protein
Exons: 2
Coding region: 409-1032 (207 amino acids)
Molecular function (GO): GTP binding
Source: RefSeq, a predicted model, not a curated record
CUCUGAUCAUCAAUUGAUGGAUCUUCAGUUUCACACAAUGAUUCCGAUUCAACUCAAACGUUCAACUACUUUGUACGGGGAACAACGUGAAUUUUGCUGCAGACAUAGGUCAGGUCUAGACUUGACUCCGGUCCAGGUUGAGUCACAGGCUAGGUUAAUUAGCGGCCGGUCAUGAUAUGCAUGAUAGCCGAAGUACAGCCUCGUGGCCGUGACUGGCCAGUACUUCGCCACACUGUGGCUGCGUGAUUCCUCCAGAGCCUCAAAUGCAUGUAGUAUUAAUACCAACGUCGUCUCGUCAUCCAAAAGGGAAAACCAUAGAUACCCUUCGUCUUCGCCAAAUACCUUCCACUGGGUUUCGGCUCUUUGCACAACUUUGGAGCGGCCAGUGUUUACACCUGUAAAAUUCAUAUGUCGAAGAACGUGGUCAUCAUUGGCCAAUCUGGGGCGGGGAAAAGUUCCCUCAUUAACAUGCUCUGUCCCGGGGCCGAUGCUCGUAUCUCGAACGACGCAACUGGUUGUACACAGGAGGAGCAAGAGUACACAUGUGUUCUUGGGAGAGGAAAAUCUUGUCAGGUACACGAUACAAUUGGUCUCGAAGAAGGGCGAUGGGGCUUCCUUCCAGACAAGAAAGCGCAGAAGAAGCUCAAAACGUACCUGAAGGAUUCGCAAAAAUCCUGGCACCUUCUGGUAUACUGUAUACCGGGAAGCCGGGGGCUUAAGAAAUCGCAUGCGCGCAACUUCAAUAAGUUCAAGUCAAUGGUGGGCAAUAGAGUGCCGGUCGUAGUGGUCGUUACCCAUUUGGAUCAAUACGAAGGUCCUUUGCAAGAUUGGUGGCCGAGGAAUCUGGAUACUCUCAAAAAACUUGAUAUCAAUCCGGAGUCUACUGCAGGGCAUGCAUGUAUCACUGCAUUAUCCAGGCGUGAUCUUGAGAGAUACAAUAAAGGAGCGCUUUACAAUCAAUCUCUUCAGGACGUCCAAAAUCUUAUUAGAAGCAUUCUUUGGCCCAGCAGGGCUAACAGGACCACUACCUAACU